AUGGCUUUCCUUCACACCGACGAGACCUUCUUCAUCGAUUCCGACGAACCUCUCCAAAACCGCAUCGAUGCGCGCACAGCCGCCAGGAUGAUCGCCCGCAACAGACAAGACAUGAUUGCCGGCGAGCUGUCAAGACUGGCUGGAGACGAGUACUUGGAGGAUAUCAUGCAACACGUCAGGCAAAUGGAGAACGAAACGCUUCCCGACGCCAGCCUCAUCGAUAUGCAACGCGAGGUCCAAUGGUUCAUGAGACCCUACCUUAUCGACUUCCUCGUUGAAGCCCACGCUGCCUUUGCGUUGCUGCCGGAGACGCUAUUCCUAACUGUGAACCUCCUGGAUCGCUACUGCUCAAGGCGUGUUGUGUACAAGCAACACUACCAACUGGUAGGCUGUGCUGCCUUGUUGAUCGCUGCCAAGUAUGGUGACAAGAAGGAUCGCGUUCCUCAAAUACACGAGCUUAACAACAUGUGCUGCGGCCUGUACGAUGCCGGCAUGUUCACGCAGAUGGAGAUGCACGUCUUGAACACUCUGGAGUGGACAAUCGGACAUCCUACUGUCGACUUUUUCUCACAGCUGACGGUUGCCGAGGAACACGACGACCGGGAAGUAGAGCAGAUGGCUGCGUACAUCAGCGAGAUUGCCUUGUAUCACAGAGAGUUUGUUUCGACGAAGCCUUCGAUCAUGUCCCGUGCCUCAUUAACACUGGCUCGAGCAAUCCUUGGGCGUCCAGAUGCCAGCGGAGGGGACUGGGAUCACAGUGAGAAUGUCACUCUGCUGGCACUCUCUCAACGCCUCAAUCAACCCUCGCCAACUCUAGCUCGGAAAUAUUCCACCCCCCACAUGUCGAGGGUCUCACAAAAGCUGGUCGAUUUCAUGGCCGAGCAGGCUGCCGUGGCAGCACGCAAUGCCAACCCAUCUUCGCCGCCGAGCGACGUAACUCCGAAACAAGGCGACAUCUACAGCACUCCUCAGAAGGGACACGGCGCAGCCAUUGGUUUCGAAGGUUAUCCGACGCCUCCCAUCACGCCCGACGGUGCUUGCUUCGGCCACGGAAACCAAACCAUGGCCAAGGAUGCCUAUCACCUGCCCCCUCGCUGCCCGGUCACGCCGACGCCACAGCAACACCACACUGGCUACGCUCAACAGGGACGCCAGUAUAUGGCCUUCCCUGCGCAACAUCAAUUAUACGGCAUUCACCAGCAAUAG
Messenger RNA from Metarhizium album ARSEF 1941, 1206 nucleotides. Its product is annotated as cyclin domain containing protein. Gene Ontology annotation, cellular component: centrosome; cytoplasm; nucleus. NCBI's taxonomy places the organism in Eukaryota, Fungi, Ascomycota, Sordariomycetes, Hypocreales, Clavicipitaceae. Gene Ontology annotation, biological process: mitotic cell cycle phase transition; regulation of cyclin-dependent protein serine/threonine kinase activity. The transcript has 2 exons. The record is from RefSeq and is a predicted model, not a curated record. Gene Ontology annotation, molecular function: cyclin-dependent protein serine/threonine kinase regulator activity. The coding region runs from base 1 to 1206 and encodes 401 amino acids.